AUGUCAUCGUCGUCCACAACCUCCACCGCAGUCGCAACCGUUGACCACCUCGCUGAUGAGAACGUUGAUUCCACUGACUCCGACAUUCGUUAUGCAGCAUACGGUGCUCGUCUCAGAACUGCUCUUCGCGCUUCGUCUCGAUAUAUAGCCUAUACCAGCGACGUCGGUGAAGCUUUUCGUCCCGUUGUCCCUCCAUGGGCGGUCGCCGCUGCAUACGGCGUAUCUUGGAUCUAUCUUUCCGGAGACGUAGCUUACGAGUCUUAUAAAGCUCAUAGGCGUGGUCCAACUCCACUAGAGGCUACCAACUUCUCAGAACCAACAAGAAUUAGCCUUGUUGCAGUUCAAAGGGCCACCUUUCAGUCUAUUGCUUCGAUGGCACUUCCUGCGCUCACCAUACACACCGCCGUCAAACAAGCAAAAAAGGCUUUUACCAACGUCCAGAAUCCUCGCGUUCGAGUCUGGGGUCCAACCAUAACUGGUCUUGCCAUCGUUCCCACUCUACCAUAUAUCUUUGACCAUCCUGUUGAGCAUGUUACAGAGAAAGUGUUUGAAUGGAUUAAAGAGCGACUAGCGAAGCAAAACACCCAUGUGGGCAAGGACAAGGACAAUCUUUAG
Molecule: messenger RNA, 615 nt
Organism: Marasmius oreades (fairy-ring Marasmius)
Lineage: Eukaryota; Fungi; Basidiomycota; Agaricomycetes; Agaricales; Marasmiaceae
Exons: 2
Coding region: 1-615 (204 amino acids)
Biological process (GO): mitochondrial fission
Cellular component (GO): mitochondrion
Source: RefSeq, a predicted model, not a curated record